AUGGAUUUCCUAUCGCCCAAGGAUCAUGGAGGACAGUUUUCUAGUAGAUCGGGGUCCAUUUCUGGACUGGGUACUGCCAGAUCAGGAUCUAUAUCACAGAUUCCUGCAGGUCUAGAUGGAUUAAAUACCAAGCAUCGUGGUUCCUUGUUUCCGAGUUCUGUGACUGCACGGUCACCGACGCCUGAAACUAAAGUAGAAGACGCAAUCGCCAUGUUGGAAGUUGGACAAAUGCCACGGUAUUCUGUGGAUCGUAGUGGAUCUAUUUCAAUCAUGACCGGGAGAAAAUCCAGUGCUCGACCAUCUAUCGUACCUCCAGCAUGGAAGACUCUAAUGAAAGCUAUGUUUCCUAUUGUUUCUGGGAAGAAAAUGUCUAUAAAUGAGGAAAUGAACACAAUAAGACAAAAAGUGUUAGAAGAAAAACGUUAUAUUAAAUUAAGUUUAAAUACUUUUGUUGAAAAGGAUAUCCGUGAACGAAAUAUUAAAAGUGCCCCUGCUAGAAGAUGGGCUGAUGUAGCAGAAAUUACAGGGAAAAGAAGAAAAAGUUUUUCUAAUCCUGAAAUUGUUGAAAAGUGA
Molecule: messenger RNA, 573 nt
Organism: Lottia gigantea (owl limpet)
Lineage: Eukaryota; Metazoa; Mollusca; Gastropoda; Lottiidae
Exons: 3
Coding region: 1-573 (190 amino acids)
Source: RefSeq, a predicted model, not a curated record